AUGGCCUCUGCAAGGACACCCCCCAAGAGCCUGUACACGGCCUCCUUUGCCUUCUUCGAUGCGAUGUGGGAUGCUGGCAUCACCCACUGCUUCGUCAACCUCGGCUCCGACCACCCGUCCAUCAUGGAGGCCAUGGUCAAGGGCGCCCGCGAGAGGAAAGGGAGAUUCCCUCGCAUCAUCACAUGUCCAAACGAGAUGGUCGCCAUGUCCAUGGCCGACGGCUAUGCCCGCCUCACCAACAAGCCCCAGUGCGUCCUCAUCCACGUCGAUGUCGGCACCCAGGGCCUCGGUGCUGCCGUCCACAAUGCCAGCUGCGGCCGCGCGCCGGUCCUCGUCUUUGCUGGCCUCAGCCCUUUCACUCUUGAGGGAGAGAUGCGCGGGUCCCGCACAGAAUACAUCCACUGGAUCCAGGACGUCCCCGACCAGAAGCAGAUCAUUGCGCAGUACUGCCGUUACUCGGCAGAGAUCAAGACGGGCAAGAACAUCAAGCAGAUGGUCAACCGGGCGUUGCAGUUUGCCAUGAGCGAGCCUCGAGGUCCCGUCCAGCUCGUCGGAGCCAGAGAAGUCAUGGAGGAGGAAAUCGUGCCGUAUGAGCUGGACCAGAGCGAGUGGCAGCCUGUCGAGCUGGGAGGCUUACCCCGGUCGGCAGCCACCAAGAUCGCGGAAGCACUUGUCGGCGCAACCAAGCCCCUAAUCAUCACGGGCUACAGCGGCCGCAACCACGCCGUACCAGGCGCUCUCGUCAAACUUGCAGACACCGUCAAAGGCCUGCGAGUUCUCGACACGGGCGGUAGCGACAUGUGUUUCCCAGCGUCGCACCCGGGCUGGCUGGGCCUCCGCUUCGGCAACGACCCGGCGAUCGAGGAGGCCGACGUCAUUGUCAUCAUCGACUGCGACGUGCCGUGGAUCCCAACAGUCUGCAGACCCAAGAAAGAGACCUUAAUCUUCCACAUCGACGUCGACCCGUUGAAGCAGCAGAUGCCUCUCUUCUACGUGCCUGCUAAGCACCGGUACCGCGCCGACAGCCUGACCUCGAUUGAGCAGAUCACCACUGCAGCGGCGGCGGUGGCGGCGGCGGCCUCCCAGAGGUCUUCUGAUGCCGCCAACGAGCGCUGGGAGGCCCUAAAGACAGCUCACGCCGAGCGCCUGCGUACCAUCGAAGCCAAAGCCGCGCCCGCACAGGACGGGUCAUUCAGCACGGAACAUCUCUGCAAGACGCUGCGCACAAUUUGUCCCGAGGACACCAUCUGGGCCGUCGAGGCCGUUACCAACACCUUCGCUGUGCACGACAACAUCCGGCCCGAGACGCCCGGGUCGUGGAUCAACUGCGGCGGCGGCGGUCUGGGUUGGUCCGGCGGUGGUGCGAUGGGCAUCAAGCUCGCCGCGGACGCGGAAGCGGGUGUUGGCACUGACGGAGGCAGGAAACCCCGGCUCGUGGUGCAGAUUGUGGGCGACGGCACAUUUUUGUUCUCCGUCCCGGGCAGCGUCUACUGGAUCGCCAAGAGAUAUGGUAUCCCGGUGUUGACAAUCGUGCUGAACAACAAAGGCUGGAACGCUCCCCGCCGCUCCCUCCUCCUCGUCCACCCAGACGGCGAAGGCUCCAGGGUCUCCAACGAGGAGCUCAACAUCUCCUUCGACCCUUCGCCCGACUACUCGGGCAUCGCCAAGGCCGCGGCGGGCGGGGACCUGUACGCCGCGCGCACGGACACGGCCGGGCCGGAGAACCUGGAGCGCGUGAUCCGCGAGGCUAUCGAUUCGGUGCUGGUGAAAGGGCAGAGCGCCGUGCUGGACUGCAAGGUGUCUGUGCCAUAG
Molecule: messenger RNA, 1812 nt
Organism: Microdochium trichocladiopsis
Lineage: Eukaryota; Fungi; Ascomycota; Sordariomycetes; Xylariales; Microdochiaceae
Product: thiamine pyrophosphate enzyme, N-terminal TPP binding domain-containing protein
Exons: 3
Coding region: 1-1812 (603 amino acids)
Biological process (GO): L-valine biosynthetic process
Cellular component (GO): mitochondrion; acetolactate synthase complex
Molecular function (GO): flavin adenine dinucleotide binding; magnesium ion binding; acetolactate synthase activity
Source: RefSeq, a predicted model, not a curated record